AUGUUAUUUUCGCUUUUUUCGUGUAUUUUCUUAUCAUUAUCUAUAUAUCCAUUUUCUGUUUUGUUUCAUCCUCACUUUUCUUCGUUCCUUCGUCUGUUAUCUUUUUUUUUCUUUUCUUUUUCCUUUUAUUCUCUUUACUUUCAUUUGCUUUUCCUCGAUUAUAUUGUUUUGCUUCGCUUACGUUUUGCUUCGUUGACGUUUUGCUUCGUUGACUUCACUCCUUCGCAUAGAAAAGCCUUCUUAUACUUUUUGCUUACUCGAUCUUUUGUCAUAUUUGAAUUUUCUUUCUAUUUCUCAACUCUUUCCUUCACAAAGGCAUCGAACUCUCUUAUUUCGUUAUGUUCACUCGCAGAAAAAAAUACUCAACAGUCUGCCGCUUUUUCUGCAGGCGGUUCAAUAUCCCUCUUUCAUUCUUACCAAGUGCAGCAAUAUGGUGUCUUUGAUUCACUUAAGAGCAAACGUUUUACUUCCAUGAAUUUCGUUUUUUGUUCCUUUGUUGGAAACUGGUUUUCCGUUGUUUCUAUCUUUUUUUUAAAAGUCAUCGGCCUGAAGACCUCUGAAGCGACAUCGUCAAAACUGAAAAUAGAUCAUUACAAGGGAAAACUGAGUAUAUCUAUCGUUUCCAAAACUAUAAUUUCUAUCUAUCUAUCUAUCUAUCUAUCUAUCUAUCUAUCUAUCUAUGUCAGUUCAUAUAAAGCUAUUAAUUUGUGUUCAUUAUCUAUCUAA
Acanthosepion pharaonis is the source of this 726-nucleotide messenger RNA. NCBI's taxonomy places the organism in Eukaryota, Metazoa, Mollusca, Cephalopoda, Sepiida, Sepiidae. The record is from the annotation of a GenBank genome assembly.